Betta splendens (Siamese fighting fish) is the source of this 2071-nucleotide messenger RNA. It is a transcript of the gene fars2, whose product is annotated as phenylalanyl-tRNA synthetase 2, mitochondrial. The record is from RefSeq and is a predicted model, not a curated record. Gene Ontology annotation, molecular function: phenylalanine-tRNA ligase activity; tRNA binding; ATP binding. NCBI's taxonomy places the organism in Eukaryota, Metazoa, Chordata, Actinopteri, Anabantiformes, Osphronemidae. Gene Ontology annotation, cellular component: cytoplasm; mitochondrion. Gene Ontology annotation, biological process: phenylalanyl-tRNA aminoacylation. Bases 431 to 1783 code for a protein of 450 amino acids. The transcript has 12 exons.
GUGAAUAUACGUAUGUACAGCACUUACUGACAUAAAAAUUAAAACAUAUCUCGUCAACUGCGAAAAAGGUUUAACGCUCAUCAGGAAGACAGGCGCGUCUCAGGUUCUCUUAACUGCAAUAACGCUGGAGACUGACAGGAGGCCCCCGACGUUCCCUCCAUCGAUCGCCUCCUCCUGUGUUCAGACCUGUGGAAGAAUCCAUCAGCCUGUGACCCGAACCCGAUCGCUUCAAGCCCGUCCGUCCGUUCAUCCAUCCUCUCUGCUGCAGCUUGUCCUCCAACUCUUCUAAAAACUGAAGACCUUCAUUAUUGCGUCAGCGAGGCGACACCACACGCCGUGAACAGGAAGGAGGGAGUCCCUGUGAGGGGCGUGGCUCCACCUGGUCCUGCUGCGGCUCAGUCUGGGUCCUCCGCUCUAUGGGACGGCCAUCAUGAGACUCGGCACCGCCCCCCUGCUUCGUCUGCUGCGUCCCCCCCUGCACCACCGUUGCUGCCUGUCAAGGAGCCCGGCCAGUGGGAGGCGCCUCAGCACCGACGGCUCCACUCCUCAGCCCGGGAUCAGCAACGACGUGGUGGAGGUGUUGGGUCACUCCUAUCCUCGUGAUGACUUCACCAACGUGACGCCAAAGAUCUUGGCCAAGGUCGGACUCAACCUCCACAACCAGACCCAUCAUCCUCUGUGGCUGAUCAAAGAGAGGAUCAAGGCACACUUCUACAGCUCAUACACGAGUCGGUCGGGAAACCCGCUGUUCUCUGUCCACGACAACUUGAGCCCGGUGGUGACCGUGGAGCAGAACUUUGACAGCUUGCUGAUCCCUCCUGACCACCCGAGCAGGAAACGAGGAGAUAACUACUACGUGAACAGAGGAACCAUGCUUCGAGCUCACACCUCGGCCCAUCAGAGCGAGCUGGUCCGGUCCGGCCUGGACGCCUUCCUUUUGGCUGGAGACGUUUACAGGCGGGACGAGAUCGACACCAGUCACUACCCCGUCUUCCAUCAGAUGGAGGGCGUGCGACUCUUCUCCAACCACGAGCUGUUCUCCAAGGUGCAGAACGGUGACGACCUGUCUCUGUUCGAGCGAGGUCGGAGGUCGCCUCAGAAACAGGAGACGCACACUCUAGAGGCUGUGAAGCUGGUGGAGUUCGACCUGAAGCAAACGCUGACCCGGCUCGUCAAGCACCUGUUUAAAGACGACCUGGAGGUCAGGUGGGUUGACUGUUACUUCCCCUUCACACAUCCCUCCUUUGAGAUGGAGGUGCGUUUCCAGGGCGAGUGGAUGGAGGUUCUGGGCUGUGGUGUGAUGGAGCAGGAGCUGCUGGACUCGGCGGGGGCGGGGAACAAGCUGGGCUGGGCGUUCGGACUGGGCCUGGAGCGGCUGGCCAUGGUUCUGUACGGCAUCCCAGACAUCCGGCUCUUCUGGAGUCAGGACGAGCGCUUCCUCACGCAGUUCAGAGUGCAGCACCUCCACCAGCACGUCUGCUUCCAGCCCCUCAGUAAAUACCCACCGCUGGUCAAUGACAUCUCCUUCUGGCUGCCGGAGAACAGAGAGAGCUUUACGGAGAACGACUUCUACGACCUGGUGCGCUGCGUGGGAGGAGACCUGGUGGAGAAGGUGUCGCUGGUGGACGAGUUCAUGCACCCCAAGUCGGGUCGGCACAGCCAGUGUUACCGAAUCGUCUACCGGCACAUGGAGCGGACUCUGACCCAGCAGGAGGUCCGGCUGGUCCACGAGGAGAUAGAACGCACAGCUGAGACGGAGCUGGGCGUGAAGGGCAGAUUCUGAGGCAGGUGUACCUAAUAAAGUGGUCAGUGAGUCUCUACGGUUACAGGUUGUUAACACACUCCUUCUCUGCUCCUCAGGCUCAAACACAUCUUCAGUAACUUCGCUUACUCUGACCUUCGACCUUUUACAUCAGCUGAACCUCCAGAGGAACCUGACGCCCUGAGCUUCUCACCAUUAAAGACUCUUAUAUCAUUUUCUAAUCAUGUUGAAGUGAAAACACGUUGGCUUUGAUUUUCUCUCAGUUUUGUAUGUUCAGGUAAAAUCAUUAAAGCUGUUUGGUCACAUCCA